This is a messenger RNA of Panicum virgatum (switchgrass), 670 nucleotides long. Its product is annotated as succinate dehydrogenase subunit 7, mitochondrial-like. The record is from RefSeq and is a predicted model, not a curated record. The coding region runs from base 157 to 426 and encodes 89 amino acids. The transcript has 3 exons. Lineage: Eukaryota; Viridiplantae; Streptophyta; Magnoliopsida; Poales; Poaceae.
AGAUGUGAUUAGGGAUCAACGCAAAAUAAGCCGGGGGCUCAGGGACCGAACCGCAAAACAACACAGCACUCCCAUCCUCGCCGUCUGUCUCCUCGCACCGCACGCACCCUUCUCCGACUUUUUCCAACUUCACCGCAUCCCCUCUCCGCCUCCGCCAUGGCCCAGCCCGCCUUCCUCUCCUCCCUCCGCUCCCGCCUCCGCUCUGCGCCGCCGACGACGCAGCAUCGCCUCCAGCCCAGCCGCGGUUACCACGUCGAGCUCGGCGCUCGCGAGAAGGCGCUCUUGGAGGAGGAUGUUGCUUUGAAGAGGUUCAAAUCAUACAAAAACAGUGUGAAACAGGUCUCGAAGAUUGGGAAUGUUCUCACUCUUGCUGUUGUACUUGCUUGCAGUUAUGAGAUCGCUGUGUUGGCAACAAGCACAGAAUGAGGAACAGCACAGUCGUUUGGCGGCAGAUCUCUGAGAAAGUGUGAUUCAUCGCCAUACUUCCUGUGUUUGAGGCUUUUUUGUUGGUCGUUGCUACCAUGUAAAAUAAAAUAAACUAGGUUGGCAUUUUUAUGAAUAGCAGUUUCAUGGCCUAGCUUACUUGUAAACGAAGUGGGCACUGCAUUGUUAAUCGUGCUGAAUGAGAAUUGUCUGAUUUAAAUUCGCUAUGAUGGCAUUCUGCUGCGCA